This is a messenger RNA of Sinocyclocheilus grahami, 1248 nucleotides long. RefSeq names its product protein SET. The transcript has 8 exons. Gene Ontology annotation, biological process: nucleosome assembly. Bases 251 to 1078 code for a protein of 275 amino acids. The record is from RefSeq and is a predicted model, not a curated record. Lineage: Eukaryota; Metazoa; Chordata; Actinopteri; Cypriniformes; Cyprinidae. Gene Ontology annotation, cellular component: nucleus.
GGUGUGAGAAAGGAGGAGGCGCGUGGUGUGAGAAAGGAGGAGGCGCGUGGUGUGAUACGCGGCUCUGGUCUGAGUGCGCGUGUGUUGUCUGUGUGGAGGGGAAGCGCAACACACGUUGUGAUAUUCGCACUUCGAAACUGAGCUAGAACCAACUUUAUUUUCCCUUCUUUCGCUUUCCUCGAGCGGAGGAGGACGUCCCGGAGUCUUUGUUUUAGGAGUAAGAAGGCAAAUCCUCGGCUUUGAGGGAAUAAUGUCGGCGUCGGCAGCGAAAGUGAGCCGAAAGGAGCAGAACUCGAAUCACGACGGAGCGGACGAGACCUCGGAAAAAGAGCAGCAGGAGGCAAUUGAACACAUUGAUGAAGUACAGAAUGAAAUCGACAGAUUGAAUGAGCAGGCAAGUGAGGAAAUUUUAAAAGUUGAGCAGAAGUACAAUAAGCUACGUCAGCCAUUCUUCCAGAAGAGAUCAGAACUCAUAGCCAAAAUUCCAAACUUCUGGGUCACAACAUUCGUCAACCAUCCACAAGUCUCAGCCUUGCUCGGUGAAGAGGAUGAAGAAUCACUUCAUUACCUGACCAGAGUGGAGGUCACAGAGUUUGAGGACAUCAAAUCAGGUUACAGAAUAGAUUUUUACUUUGAUGAAAAUCCAUACUUUGAAAACAAAGUCCUCUCUAAAGAGUUCCACUUGAACGAGAGUGGUGACCCGUCUUCAAAAUCCACUGAAAUGAAAUGGAAGGCUGGAAAGGACCUGACGAAGCGCACUGGACAGACACCGAACAAGGCAGGGAAGAAAAGGCAACAUGAAGAGCCAGAGAGCUUCUUCACCUGGUUCACCGAUCACUCCGACGCAGGGGCUGAUGAACUCGGGGAGGUCAUUAAAGAUGACAUCUGGCCCAACCCUCUGCAGUACUACCUGGUUCCGGAUAUGGAUGAUGAAGAGGGUGAAGGUGAGGAAGACGAUGAUGAGGAAGAGGAGGAGGGUUUGGAGGACAUCGACGAAGAAGGGGACGAGGAUGAGGGAGAGGAAGACGAAGAGGAGGAUGAAGGAGAAGAUGGUGAGGAUGAUGGUGAGGAUGACUAAAGGCUGAUAAGGACAUAUUCCAACACUCGUAUCUGUUCUUUCCUUUUUGAAGUCAUUCUCCAGCCAUGGGAGCAAAAAGCUUUGUUUUUAUUAAUUUUAUUUUAUUUUUUUUGUGCUCUCUUCUGUUCUACUGAAGCCUCUCCUGUCCUGACCAUGUCUAAACCCAGUUA